Cherax quadricarinatus is the source of this 795-nucleotide messenger RNA. The record is from RefSeq and is a predicted model, not a curated record. Lineage: Eukaryota; Metazoa; Arthropoda; Malacostraca; Decapoda; Parastacidae.
UUGGCGGGCGUGAGUGAGUAGGCUGGGAGGUGGUGUCGUGGUGGUGGUGAAGAAGACAGUUCCCCGUGUGUGAGGAACCAUGGGGCUCCUCAGGUCAAGUCUACUCCUCUCUUUCUUCUCCUCCAUCUACACUCAAGAAUGGAACACACACGAGUACACCGUGAGGGAACACUCACUGGUUAAGCCCUACCAGGGUACGUGAAAGAGCCCAUGCAGGAGGGCGAUGUGUUUGGUAGUAAGGACUUCUUCACUGGCUUGGCUGUCAUCAUGGACACCUACAGUAACCAUAAUGGCCCACAUAAUCAUGGUCAUCCCUACAUCUCUGCUAUGAUCAACAAUGGCACACUCCACUAUGACCAUGACCGUGAUGGAACUCACACUCAGCUGUCAUCAGGCUGUGUUGCCAAGUUCAGGAAUCUGGAGCAUGAUACAUAUAUUUCUGUCAAGUACGUCCAUGACACACUAACAGUGUCAACCGAUAUUGAUAACAAACAAGUGUUCAAGGAAUGUUUUUCGGUGGAUGGGGUCAAGCUGCCAUUGGGCUAUUAUUUUGGUGUGUCUGCUGCUACGGGUGACCUCAGUGAUGCACACGACAUAAUUUCACUGAAGACGUAUGAUCUCACCACUCCUGAUGAUGUAAGCACAACCUCCACACGUGCUUUUAAUUUCUUGUUUUCUUUUCAUAAACAUAACUCGAUUUCAUAUAGUGCAAAUUAUUCUGUGAUGUAUAUGUUCAAUAGUGUGCUGAAGAAAAUUUGUAAAGUGCUGUACAUUAUGUAAUGCUUUCAUUGCCCU